Cornus florida is the source of this 993-nucleotide messenger RNA. RefSeq lists its product as uncharacterized. Bases 306 to 695 code for a protein of 129 amino acids. The record is from RefSeq and is a predicted model, not a curated record. The transcript is spliced from 2 exons. Lineage: Eukaryota; Viridiplantae; Streptophyta; Magnoliopsida; Cornales; Cornaceae.
AGAAAAUUAGAACAUAAACUAUACUCUAUAUAUGGCAAAUCAAAUUUAUGACUGGUGAGACCGCGACGCCGCGUCUCAGUCCAUUUCUCACAAAAUUUUCCCCAGAAACAAACAAACAAACCAUCCCUCCUGCCCUUUCACAGCUCUGUAACAUUGUAAAUAAAAAUUAAACCCUCUCCAAUCAAUAGAUCGAUAUUAUUUAUCUAUCCGUUUGCCUCGAUUUUAGCAAUUUUCAAAUUCCCAUUUUUUUAAAAAAAUUUCUUGGAUCUUUAGGGCUAGGGUUUUCAGAUUUUCUCGGGAAAAAUAUGAUGAGAAGACGGCAAGAUCAACACUCUAGGGUUUUCUACGAGCUAUCAGCUCUGGUUCUCGACAUCCUCCGAUCUCCUCCUACGCCGAAUUCGUUUACCGAUCACUCACCGGCGAUGCCAACUAGGCCGCCGGCGUCGGCGAAAGCUCAGAUCUCGCCGGCGGGGUUCGCGUCGUUGCUUUUGGGGAUUUCGAUGGCUUUGAUGCUAUGUGGGUCUGUUACGUUCUUAAUUGGGUUCUUGUUGAUGCCUUGGGUUCUUGGAUUGGUGAUGGUUUUCUAUGUGGUUGGGAUUGUCUCGAGCUUGUCGAUGUUGGGACGAGCUAUUCUUUGUCAAACCACGUACCCGUCCUCGCCGCGGAAGGAGGUUCCAGCUUGGAAACUUCUGUGAGAGUGGCGGCUGAAUAUGUGAUGGAGGAUUGAGCAGCGCCAAUGUUCUUAUCAUCAGUGCUGCUUCUAGCAAUGUACAACAAGAAGGAAUUGGUGGAGGAACUGUGGAUAACUUUUUUUCAAAGACAAAACUGAAACAUGUGGAUAUGGUUUCUUUGUUAAGUAGAAUAGUGAAUUGUUGGAGGUAAGAAUUUAUGACUUUUUUUUUUUUUUUGAUAAGUUGAAAUUAAUGUCUUUGUUAGUUAUUAUGUUAAGAAAAAUACUGAUUUCUAUUUCUUUUUAUAUAUUUUUCUUCUCUA